AUGAAGCUGCUGGAAGGAAAAGAUGAAGCUGCUGGCAAGGGGGCAGCGGGGUUUAGGUUUAGAACGCUACCUUCUGAAAAUCAAUCUAUUGAUGAUGAGUUAGAGGAGGAUGAAUCUACAAACGUAGGGGUUGAUCCUCAAACUAAUAGAUAUCUCAAUCGUCAUUAUCUCGGGAGGAUGGAUGUAUCAUGUCUUCAUUGUAAAGCCUUGCAUUGGAUGGGUGAAAAAUUGACCAAUUCAUCUUUAAUACAUCCACUUUUUGGAACUUGCUGCCUUCAAGGAAAGAUUAAGCUACCAUCCCUUAUUGCACCGCCAUUGGCGCUACAAGAGUUAUACGAUGGCAAUGAUGAGCAAUCAAAAUCAUUUCGUCAUCAUAGUCGAGAGUAUAAUGCAACUAAUGCUUUUACAAGUCUUGGUGCUAAAUUAGAUACAAGAGUGCUUAAUGGAAGAGGGCCUUUAUCGUUCACUAUCCAUGGUGAAUUACGUCAUCGAACAGGAUCAUUGCUGCCACAGCUAGGGAAUGAAGCAAUUUAUUCUCAACUGUACAUAUACGACCCUGAGUCUGCUCUAAAUGCUCGCAAUCACAGAAAUCCGCACUUGAGAAGAGAUGUCCUCAAGACAAUUCAAGAUAGUUUGUUGGCAUUUAAUCCGUUUCCUGUUAAAUUUCUUCGAGCUUUUGAGAUUUUGAAUCAAUCCGAAUCAGUGGGACAAAAUUUACCUGCUUAUCUUCAUUACAGUUCGUCAACCGAUCGUCGGAGGUAUAAUCUCCCAACAACAGAUGAGAUUGCAAUAAUUCUACCUGGCGAUGGAACAGAGAAAAGUGGAAUGAGAGAUAUUGUGUUGCAUUUGAGAGGAAAUAAUAGGCUAAUGCGAGUUAAUGAAUGUCACCCGGCUUAUUUACCAUUGCAUUAUGUUCUAUUGUUUCCCCGUGGUGAGCUUGGAUGGGAACCUGAGAUGAGACAUUGGGAUGUACGAACCAAACAAUACACAAAUAAAAGACUGACUCAAAUGGAAUUUUAUAGCUUUCGUUUGUUUCAACGAGACUCAGAGUACUCAACCAUUUUACGAGCUGAGAAACUAUUCCAAGAGUUUAUCGUAGAUGCUUGGGUAGCAACUGAGCAAAAUCGAUUGAACUUUCAUAGGCUGAAUCAAGGAAAAAUUCGAUCCGAACUUUACCAGGAUCUCGCAGAUAUUGGUCCUGAUGGGUUAGGGCCUGGUCAAGUUGGUAAACGUAUUAUUUUGCCAUCUUCGUUCCCUGGAUGUCCCAGAUAUAUGUUCCAAAUAUUUCAAGACUCAAUGGCUAUCACACGACACAAUCAACAUCCAGACAUUUUCCUAACAAUGACUGCCAAUCCCAAUUGGCCUGAAAUUACUGAGGCUUUGCUACCACAUCAGAAAGCUGUUGAUCGUCCAGAUUUGGUUGCACGUGUUUUUGAGUUGAAGCGAAAAUGUUUGAUGAGUGAGAUAAAAAAGAAGCAGGUGUUUGGCAAAGUUGUUGGAUAUGUUUAUACAAUUGAGUACCAAAAACGGGGGCUACCGCAUAUGCAUUUACUUUUGUUUCUUCUAGGUUCAGACAAAAUACAUACAAGUGCUCAGGUCGAUAAAGUAGUAUGUGCUGAAUUGCCAGAUCCUAUAGAAGACCCUUCACUUUUUGAUACUGUUAAGGGUUGCAUGGUACAUGGACCAUGUGGUGCUCGAAAUCCUCAAGCAGCAUGUAUGGAAAAUGGAAAAUGCACUAAGAAAUAUCCCAAAGCCUUUUCGGAAACAACUACACUGGACCAAGAUGGAUAUCCAAUCUAUCGACGUCGUAAUGAUGGUCAGGUGUAUAUUGUUAGGGGUCAACCGGUUGAUAACAGGGAUGUUGUUCCGUACAACGCUUACCUUUCUAGACUAUUCAAUUGCCAUAUCAAUGUGGAAGUCUGCGCGGGAAUGAGAUGUUCUCACGGACAAACAUACCUUCUCAAAAGCAGAGAGGGAAGAGGGCCAAGAGGGUUUUUUUGUGGUGGUGUUCCGAUGGUCAUGCGCUAUCGGCUCACUGUGUCCGGGUGCGUUCCAUUGCUUGGUGAGGCAGGGGGGCAGCGGGGUUGGCUAAGAAGGUGCCUCCGUGAGUCGGAGCUGCUGGUGAGAAGACAAAGGACGGUGAAGGAAAAGAUGAAGCUGCUGGAAGGAAAAGAUGAAGCUGCUGGCAGGGGGGCAGCGGGGUUUAGGUUUAGAACGUUUGUGGGUUUGAAACGUGGAAGGAAAAGAAGAAGUACGGUGAUGGAACUGUGUAAUAAAACUGUGGGCUCUUUAAUGAGAUGA
Molecule: messenger RNA, 2301 nt
Organism: Rhododendron vialii
Lineage: Eukaryota; Viridiplantae; Streptophyta; Magnoliopsida; Ericales; Ericaceae
Exons: 4
Coding region: 1-2301 (766 amino acids)
Source: RefSeq, a predicted model, not a curated record